GCCCUCUGCGUCCAUCCGUCGCUCGCAGGCGGUCUUCAGCUGGGCUCCGACCCUGGUCAGGCCCCGAGCCGCAGCACAGGGAUUUGGCGAUCGAGAGUUUGUACGAUCAUAGAACGACGUCCGGAACACUCGAAAGGACGAUUGUAUAAAUAUACUGUAGGCUUCUGCGUCCCGGGCAGAAGUCAGUUCACUCAUCUUCCUGGAGUUGAAGGGAUUUACCUCAGCGGUCGACAUACCGAAGUGGACUUUGAAAGUGGCGAAGAAGACAGUACAGGUACUCUACACACUGACACUGUCUUGCACUGAUCUGCAGCCUGGCAGGAUGGUGUUGGACAACCGUCAUGUUCUCAUUGGUAUGCUACUUGCACUACUGGUGACAGAAGGGAGCAGUCAACUUGGUAGCGGCGGUGAAAAAGAUCUUCCUUUUGUGACGGAGGGAUAAAAUGAGUGUUUUAACCCGCCGAACAUCACGGACGGUAGCAGAGCCUGGACAGGACACAAUCCAGGAGACACGGCUACGUACGUUUGUGACGCAGAUUUUGUGCUGGAAGGUGCAAAUCCUCUAUCCUGCCGUGACGGCACGUUUGAUUGGUCUCCCCAAGCACCGGUUUGCAGGCCUCGGACCUGUCCUCCACCGCCUUCAACCCGGAACGGUGUGGUCACAACAACAGGACUGACGAUUGGAUCUAUUGCAACAUGGACAUGUAGAAACCCUUAUGUUUUGGUCGGAGAUGAAGAUGCUGUAUGCCUGCCCGGUGGUGUGUGGUCCAGAGAUCCACCAACGUGUGAAGUCCCAUGUUACGCACCUCUGCCCAGGAAUUUCUACGAGCAAUCUCGAGUCGUCACUUCAAGCAUCCCAGUACCUCACUGUGGACUGUCUGCAGCUGAUAUUAUUGUUGUCGUCGAUGAGUCAGAGAGUAUGGUGGAGAGGAAAGAUUGGCUUCACCAAGUCAUGAGAAAUCUUGACGAUUCUCUAAAAUCACGUGGAAUUGGACUGUACCCCGGCAUCGCUAACCAAUACACACUGGUCGGCUACGGCCAGUUCCAUUUCCCUGAUGACACACGCCCUAUUGCCAUGCCACGGGUGAUCCUGGACUCAAGUGGAAACCGAUUGUAUGGAGUGGACGGCUUUGAACAAGCCUGUGCGAAGCUGCAGUCCACCGGGUCCUGGGAGGAUGGUUACAAUUCCAUCAGGUUUGCCCUGGAGGAUAUUCCGGAGCUGCGUUUGCGCCAAGCUAGAGUUGCCCCAAUCGUCAUUCUGGUCACUGAUGAGGAUAGAGAUCGUCACAGAGAUGCUACUUCUCUGACAAGAAGCGGCAUAAAGAAACUCAUUCGAAAAAGUGGAGCACAGUUGGAGUGUAUUGUGGACAACUCUUUCCUGAUGAAUGGCCGUGAAGGAUAUGGCAUGGAUGCUGGCGGUAUGGUUUACAGAAGUGGCCCUGACCCGAACACAUAUGAGAAGGUUCCUGUGACUGGCAAUCCUCGUAGUGUGACUGGCUAUCGCCAUGCCAACGUUCGCCGGGAUUACACUCAUGUCGCUUUGGAGCUUGGUGGUGCUGCAUGGGACCUGAAACAGCUGCUCCAGGCCAAUACCAAAGAUGUUGCUUCGGUGCAAGCAUUCGUUGACCGGACAGUGGACAUGGUGGAGCAUCGUGUUCACAAGUGUUGCACAUGCCAGUGUGAGCGCAUCGGUAUAGCAUCGUAUCUGAGGUGCCAGAAUGCUGCAACAGCUGCAGAGUGUACUCAGGGACGCAUUCCAAACGUCUUCCGCAGGAAUCGGGUUCCAUGAUCCAGACUGAUCAUCAGCCACGCUUUCCACCCCUGCAUUUUGGGCUUGUCUAGUCACAUGCAGCUGUUUUUACACAUUCUCAAUUUACUUAUACUCCUCAAAUUACCCCACUGUAUCUUGCAGUACUGUGAACCAUCAUUUUGAAGAUUGCUGCACGCAUGGCCAAAGCCGCUAAUGUCGUAUACUCGUUGAUUGGCGGUGUUGACGAGAACAUGCGGUACUGGAACUGGCCGGUUUGUCCGCCGGUAGAAGUA
This is a messenger RNA of Sycon ciliatum, 2043 nucleotides long. RefSeq lists its product as uncharacterized. Lineage: Eukaryota; Metazoa; Porifera; Calcarea; Leucosolenida; Sycettidae. The record is from RefSeq and is a predicted model, not a curated record. The transcript is spliced from 7 exons. The coding region runs from base 920 to 1789 and encodes 289 amino acids.